Molecule: messenger RNA, 2013 nt
Organism: Sinocyclocheilus anshuiensis
Lineage: Eukaryota; Metazoa; Chordata; Actinopteri; Cypriniformes; Cyprinidae
Gene: cdkn2d
Product: cyclin-dependent kinase inhibitor 2D (p19, inhibits CDK4)
Exons: 3
Coding region: 394-900 (168 amino acids)
Cellular component (GO): nucleus
Molecular function (GO): protein binding
Source: RefSeq, a predicted model, not a curated record
CUCACUCACUCACUCACUCACUCACUCACUCACUCACUCUCUCUGUGUGUGUGUGUGAACGAACGCAACAGUUUACAAAUAAACCUUCUCAAAUCGCCCGCCUUCUGCGCCCUACUUUCUCAUUGGUCGCUGGCGCAGUUGCCACGGCGAUACUGUAGCAACGCCUAUCAGCACUACUCCGUUUUGUCCAAUUACUGCAGCCGCGUUGGCGUGUGUGAGCGCUGAUUGGCUGACGAGCGCUCGUCGUGCGGCGCUGUUGUCGGUCAGGCGCGCGAUGUAAAGGCGCUCAGCUCGGCGCGUUUGUUUGUGAUUGUUUUGGCGGAUCUGAGUAAACAACAACAGCCUACGGUCGCUCAUCCGCGGACUGCGACGCACAGAGACACGGUGCUUCGGAUGAUGGUUCUGGACGGACUCGGCUGCGGGAAGAGUCUCGGCGCGGCGGCGGCGCGGGGGAAUGUGGAGGCGCUGCGGCGGAUGCUGCAGGAUCACCGGGUCGAUCCGGACGCGCUCAAUGAGUUCGGGAAGACCGCGCUGCAGGUGAUGAUGAUGGGCUGCACAAGUGUGGCGUGUGUGCUGCUGGACCACGGCGCUGACCCGAGCAUCCAGGACCGCUGCGGCGUGACCCCUGCGCAUGACGAGGCCCGCACCGGGUUCCUGGACACGCUGAGGGUUCUGGUGGACCACGGCGCCUCGGUCAACGUCCCCGACCACAGCGGAGCCCUGCCCCUCCACAUCGCCAUCCGCGAGGGCCACGGGGACGUGGUGGAGUACCUGGCCCCGCUCUCGGACCUGGGGCACCGGGACAGCCGCGGGGCCGACGCUCUGGAUGUGGCACGGGACGCUCGCGCUCCGGAGAUGCUGGAGCUUUUGGAGCGCUUGAUAGCAACCAGCUCCAGCUGAAGAACUGUGCGGCUCUAUUCCCCUCGGCGCUCAUCAGCGGGUUGUAUUUAUAUGAAUAAGUUGGAUGUUUCGAUAGUUUGUUGUUGAGCUCACAAUAUUAGCUGGAAUAUGUAGCACCGGAUCCGGCACACGUGUACAUCACUCUUUCUUCGGUAUUUUACAAAACAUUUCUGUGCAGAAACUUGAACUGUUAACAGUUUUAUUCUUGUGAAAUUAUUUCACUGAUGAAUUCUCGCUUUUUAUUUUGCGGUUUAACGUCUGUAAAUAACAUUUUAUGAGUUUAUUUGACUUAUUUAUUGAAGAUUUGUAUAUUAACGUGUAUGUUUACAGUGGUGUUUCAGAUGUUAUUUAUGAAGGUGUUUAAUAAACUGAAAUCAGUUGGUCUGAAUUAGCCGUGUGGUAGAUGCGGAGAUGAUCAUGUCUUUCAGCAGAUGGAUCCCUUAUCGAACACAUGGACCGAUCAGCACACACGACUCUAGGCAGGCGCUCGGUCAUGCCACGCAUCUCUUAUUUCAGGACCACACAUCUUUCACGUGAUGUGGCUCAACUCCUCAAGUUACACCACAUUACUGAACAAACAUUGGUAUAUUAUCACGAACUUCAAGCCUACAGUCAAAUCUGACACUGAAUUCCUGUGUAACUAUAUUCCUCCAGAAGAUGAGCUCGAGCUGACCCGAACAGGAAUGUGUGCGACUGUACAAGGCAAACAUUGUGCUGUCACAGAGCUUGCUUUGAACAGAAACGCUGCUUUUCUGGGUGUUUUACAACUCCGAGAGACGCAGACACAAUGGAGGGUUUGUUUGCUCGGGGCUCUCAGGAUCCCUCUUCUGUCCAGCAGCACAGCGCUCACUGUAUCUGCUGCGUGAAGUUCGUCAUCUUCACGAGUGAUUCUCUGUAAUGUGGCGAUAUGGACUAAUCUAACCGCUGUUAUAUACAGGAUAAGUGUGUUUGAGAUCGCUGGACAAAGUCCAAAUACACCGCGAGUAAAUCAUCCUCAGAGUUUACACCCGACCAUAUAAUCUCAACACAAAUACAUCAAAUAUUCAUAAAGUUUGAUCCUUUGUUAGGAACAUAUUGCACAUUCAUGUUCCCAUAUAAAUGAACAUAUAUAUA